Molecule: messenger RNA, 1221 nt
Organism: Eucalyptus grandis
Lineage: Eukaryota; Viridiplantae; Streptophyta; Magnoliopsida; Myrtales; Myrtaceae
Product: lysine histidine transporter 1
Exons: 7
Coding region: 16-1209 (397 amino acids)
Cellular component (GO): plasma membrane
Source: RefSeq, a predicted model, not a curated record
CACAAUGUCACCGUCAUGGUUGGAGCUGGCAUGCUCGGUCUCCCGUACGCAAUGGCCGAGCUUGGAUGGGGUCCCGGUGUGGCGGUGCUGGUCUUGUCCUGGAUCAUCACCCUCUACACGUUGUGGCAAAUGAUUGACAUGCACGAGAUGAUUCCUGGAAAGCGUUUCGAUAGGUAUCACGAGAUGGCCCAACAGGCAUUCGGUGAAAAACUCGGUCUCUACAUUGUGGUUCCUCAGCAGCUCAUUGUCGAAGUUGGAGUUAGUAUCGUCUACAUGGUGAUUGGAGGCAAAUCCCUGCAAAUGUUCCAUGACACGGUUUGCUCGAGCUGUAACAAAAUCAAGACGAGUUACUUCAUCAUGAUACACGCUUCUGUUCACUUUGUUCUCUCCCACCUUCCCAACUUCAACUCCAUUGGCGUCUCCUUGGCUGCUGCUGUUGUGUCUUUGAGCUACUACACUAUUGCUUGGACAGCUUCACUCCACAAGGGAGUUCAGCCCAAUGUGCAGUAUGGGUACAGAGAAAAGUCGACAGCGGGAACGGUAUUCAACUUCUUCAGUGCAUUGGGCUACGUUGCUUUUGCCUAUGGUGGGCACCAUGUCGUGUUAGAGAUCCAAGCGACAAUCCCAUCAACGCCGGAGAAGCCAUCCAAGGGCCCAAUGUGGAGAGGAGUCGUCAUUGCAUACAUUAUUGUGGCUCUCUGCUACUUCCCUGUCGCCUUAAUUGGGUACUGGAUAUUUGGGAACUCGGUUGAGGACAACAUCCUCAUCUCGCUGGAAAAACCCGCCUGGCUCAUUGCUCUGGCCAAUAUGUUUGUGGUUGUCCAUGUGAUUGGAAGCUAUCAGAUUUCUUCAAGGCUGGUAUUUGAUAUGAUAGAAGCUGGGUUAGUGAAGAAACUGCACUUUGAGCCCACUAGAACACUCAGGUUUAUAACACGCAAUAUCUAUGUGGCGUUCACGAUGUUCAUUGUGAUUACUUUCCCCUUCUUUGGUGAUCUUCUUUCAUUCUUCGGGGGAUUUGCUUUUGCCCCUACCACGUAUUUUCUUCCCUGCAUGAUGUGGCUCGCGAUGAAAAAGCCGAGGAGGUUCAGCUUGUCUUGGUGGACAAACUGGAUGUGCAUCGUGAUUGGAGUGCUCUUGAUGGUCUUAGCGCCUAUUGGUGCAUUGAGGCAGAUCAUUAUCAAGGCCAAGACCUACGGAUUCUACUCUUAGGUACCGCACUGA